GCUUUCUAAAAGGAUUUUGCAGCCCUUAGUUUCCUUUCUCCACAUUCUUUCAGAGUAGUGUGUAUAGCCAGAGCAUGGAAAUUGAGGGCCAGAGUUAAAGUGAACCCUGCAAAUAACUCAGAGCUCCAUGUUUUAAUUUUCUCAGAAGAAUUUGCCUUGUCAUUGUUUAUUAUAAUGACAAAAAGCAGGGAAUCCCACUCCUCCCCCCACCCCCAAACACAUGCAUAAUGUGGAGUUUUUGUUUUGUCUUUUUCUUAUGCAAAGGUUUCAACUUUAAAAUUUCUAAUUCAGAGUAUAGAAGAAUAUAGUAUAGAAUAGCUCUUAAAGGAGAGGGGAAAAAACCUCACAUAUUAGAACUGUUUUAAAUUAAAUGAAAACCAGGUUCUUUUAAAAUGAUCCCUUUUAAUUUUAAAAUCUCGGUUUAGGGAAGACCAGAGGAGUAUUUACCAUUAAAUUUCCCAUUAUGGUUUUCAGAGAGACAUGGUAGGCAGCAUUUUUAACUAAGGAAAAUAAGUCUAUCAGUUCCACUUAGAUAACCUUUGGUAAUAAACUAACUCCAUACACGUUGUGACCUUAGCGCCUGAACUUUCUAAUCACAUGACUGGCUUGUAAACUGACCUGUAAGGAUGACUGUCGUAGUCCCGGCUAAGAGAGAAAUUGGCCAAGUAUCGGAAGGGUGGUCAUCAAGCUAGACUUGUCCUGUAAUCUCUGUUUCUUCAUGGCUCCAAUAGAACUUCUCAACAAACUCCAAGAAGCAUGAAAUGGAGACAUGGGAAGUUUCUGUUCCAGAUGAUCGGGCUGAACAACGAACCUGUCUCAUUUGUGGGGACCGUGCCACAGGCUUGCACUAUGGAAUUAUCUCCUGUGAAGGCUGCAAAGGGUUUUUCAAGCGGAGCAUUUGCAACAAGCGGGUGUAUCGGUGCAGCCGUGACAAGAACUGUGUCAUGUCUCGGAAGCAGAGAAACAGGUGCCAGUACUGCCGCCUGCUCAAAUGCCUCCAGAUGGGGAUGAACCGGAAGGCAAUCAGAGAAGACGGCAUGCCUGGAGGCCGGAACAAGAGCAUUGGGCCAGUCCAGAUAUCAGAGGAAGAGAUCGAAAGGAUCAUGUCUGGGCAGGAAUUUGAGGAAGAGGCCAAUCACUGGAGCAACCAUGGUGACAGCGACCACAGUUCCCCUGGGAACAGGGCUUCAGAGAGCAACCAGCCCUCACCAGGCUCCACACUGUCCUCCAGCAGGUCUGUGGAACUGAAUGGAUUCAUGGCAUUCAGGGAGCAGUACGUGGGGAUGUCUGUGCCUCCACACUAUCAAUACAUACCGCACCUUUUUAGCUAUUCUGCCCACUCGCCACUUCUGCCCCCACAAGCUCGCAGCCUGGAUCCCCAGUCAUACAGUCUGAUUCACCAGCUCGUGUCAGCUGAGGACCUGGAGCCAUUGGGCACACCCAUGUUGAUCGAAGAUGGAUACACUGUGACCCAGGCAGAGUUGUUUGCGCUGCUCUGCCGCCUGGCCGAUGAGCUGCUCUUUAGGCAGAUUGCCUGGAUCAAGAAACUGCCUUUCUUCUGCGAGCUCUCAAUCAAGGAUUACACGUGCCUCCUGAGCUCCACGUGGCAGGAAUUAAUCCUGCUGUCCUCCCUCACCGUUUACAGCAAGCAGAUCUUCGGGGAGCUGGCUGACGUCACCGCCAAGUACUCACCCUCUGAUGAAGAACUGCACAGAUUUAGUGAUGAAGGGAUGGAGGUGAUCGAGCGGCUUAUCUAUCUGUAUCACAAGUUCCAUCAGCUAAAGGUUAGCAAUGAGGAGUAUGCUUGCAUGAAAGCAAUUAACUUCUUAAAUCAAGAUAUCAGGGGUCUGGCCAGUGCCUCACAGCUGGAACAGCUGAACAAGCGAUAUUGGUACAUUUGCCAGGAUUUCACCGAAUAUAAAUAUACACAUCAGCCCAACCGCUUUCCUGACCUCAUGAUGUGCUUACCCGAGAUUCGAUAUAUUGCAGGUAACAUUCUGGCUGCUGGGCUUCCAGCCCUUUCUUGUUUCUCUUAGAUUUGUGAAGAGAAGAUCUGGUGAAGAGAAGACAGCAAGCAGUGUUUUCAGGAUGCUUGUUCCAGGCCCAUCACUAGCUGCAUAAAAGCACUCCUACCCUUGCCCUCAGCAAAGUUGUAUUAUAACGAGAAGUUUGUGUUGUGUUUAUAGGGAAGAGAAUCUGACAUUUCCUUAGGAUUUAUAACGUGCAGAAUACGUUUUAAGUCUUAUGUAUCAUUUAAUCUCAGAACAAUCUGGAAGGUUGGUGAUAUUAUAGCCAUUCUGUGGUUGGAGAAACAGGCUCAGAGUUUCUCAAAUUAACUACAUUUCCUGAAUCGUUUACUAUAAAAGGGUGGAUUUUAUGGUAUGUGAAUGAAAAAUUAUAUCUCAAUUUUAAAAA
Molecule: messenger RNA, 2415 nt
Organism: Pteropus alecto (black flying fox)
Lineage: Eukaryota; Metazoa; Chordata; Mammalia; Chiroptera; Pteropodidae
Gene: NR6A1
Product: nuclear receptor subfamily 6 group A member 1
Exons: 8
Coding region: 762-2036 (424 amino acids)
Biological process (GO): regulation of DNA-templated transcription
Molecular function (GO): DNA-binding transcription factor activity; sequence-specific DNA binding; zinc ion binding
Source: RefSeq, a predicted model, not a curated record